AGUAACCACACCACCCUGAGUCAACCUCACACACAAAGAACAGUUUCCAACCCCCUCACCGCCCACGCGGCAAAUAGUAGCCUGAGCCGUCAGGCACCAAGCUUUCCUUCCCUUCCCUUCCUCCCUCCAGUCCGAUAACAAUUCAACAUCUAACCAACCCAGCACUGGCAGCCGCAAACACCGCACCGCACCGCACCGCAACCUCAAAAUUUCCUUCCACCCUCCAAGGAUUUAUCGUCAAUCAUACCAACCUCAACACCAAGCAAAACCCAAAAACCCAAUAAAUCUCUCAAUGGCCCUAGUCGCCUACUCCGACUCCGAAGCCUCGGACUCGGAACCCUCAACAACCACCACCUCCGCCACAAUCCCAACGAAGCCCACUUCAAGAUCAACAUCAACCACCGCACCAGCACCCACCUCAACCAACCCCCCCAAAACAAAAGCCCCUUCAACCUUCCAACUCGACAGCACCAACCCCCGCAAAAUCCGCGUCGCCCUCCCAGAUCUUAAGCCCGAAGCACCGGAAGAUGGCGACGGGGAUGGUCCCGCGCGCAAAAGGCCUCGGAUUGGCGGUACAGGCGCAGGCGCAGGCGCAUUCUCCGGCUUCAAUGCGCUGCUUCCUGCUCCCAAGAAACCGUCCUCGGUUUCUGGGUCCAAUAAGUCUGGUGAUGCGACUUCAGCUACGACGAAGACAACAAGGAAGGUGUUUAGUUUGAAAACGGGCGCGGCGCCGGGGUUUGAUCGGCAGGCUGAUGCGGAGUUGCGGAGUGAGAUGGCUUUUGGGCGGCUGGGUGGGGAGCACGAUCAUAAUGAUGAUGGAGGUGAUGGUGAUGAUAUUGUGGAUGGGGAGGAGGGGAGGAGUAAGGAUUCGGCGCCAAAGCAGCAGCAACAACCGCAGCAACAACCGCAGCAACAACCGCCGCAGGAGGUGAAAUUGGUGGGGAAUCCCAUGAUGUUUAAGCCUUUGUCUGUUGGGAGGGGGCAAGGGAAGACGAAGAGGAGGGGGCCGAUUGCUGUUUUUGCGGAUUCUGGGGUGGGGAAGAAGGAGGGAGGAAGUGGUGGUGGUGGUGGUGGUGGUGGUGGUGCUACUGCGACGACGACGACGACGACGACGACGACGACGACGACGACGCCGCCGCCAGCACCUGCACCACCCAAACCGAAGAUCAGUCUCUUUUCGCUAUCGUCGACCACGGAAGAGACCACAGCGCCGCCACCACCACCGGCAGCACCAACCCCCUACGAACCCCUAGUCUACACAUCCCAAGACGCAGUAGCAGCACCCGCCGGCCCCGAACCCGCUCCCGAACAAUCAUACCACCAACAAAUAUCUUCUAGCACCACCACCUCAGAAAACACCCUCAGCGCCAUCGCAGACGACCUGAACCUCAGCCGCGCCCAGCGGCGCCAGCUCUUCGGCCGCGCCGCUGCUGACCCCUCCACCGCGACGGCGGCGGCCGCCGCCCCGCGCGUCCUCCACUUCAACACCGACCGCGAGUACGCCGCCAACCAGCAGAUGGCCCAGGAGACGGACCUCGCGGCCGCGCAGCAUAACCCUGUCCGGGCGAUCGCGCCCGGUAAGCAUACGCUGCAGCAGCUGGUUAGUGCGGCGAGUACGCAGCGGGAGGCGCUGGAGGAGAGUUUCGCGACGGGCCGGAGGAAUAAGAAGGAGGCCGGGUCGAAGUAUGGAUGGUAGUUUAUUAUGUUCAUCUUUGGACGGUUGGGUUGGGGAGGGGAUGGAGGCUUUUUUUUUAGGUGGGCUGGGUAGGUGAUAGGGAGAGGAGGCAGUGGGGAUAGCUCAUGCUGGAUACCAUUUUGUGCGGUAAUAUUCUCUUACAGGUGUUCAAGGAGCAUUGAGAACUAGAUUGGGGGUUCCUUUUAUUCAUGGGAG
Aspergillus homomorphus CBS 101889 is the source of this 1891-nucleotide messenger RNA. RefSeq names its product PRCC domain-containing protein. The transcript has a single exon. Lineage: Eukaryota; Fungi; Ascomycota; Eurotiomycetes; Eurotiales; Aspergillaceae. The record is from RefSeq and is a predicted model, not a curated record. Gene Ontology annotation, cellular component: nucleus. Bases 293 to 1696 code for a protein of 467 amino acids.